Messenger RNA from Bombina bombina (fire-bellied toad), 980 nucleotides. It is a transcript of the gene PRDX1, whose product is annotated as peroxiredoxin 1. Gene Ontology annotation, biological process: leukocyte activation; removal of superoxide radicals; cell redox homeostasis. The transcript has 6 exons. The record is from RefSeq and is a predicted model, not a curated record. Gene Ontology annotation, cellular component: cytosol. Gene Ontology annotation, molecular function: thioredoxin peroxidase activity. NCBI's taxonomy places the organism in Eukaryota, Metazoa, Chordata, Amphibia, Anura, Bombinatoridae. The coding region runs from base 133 to 732 and encodes 199 amino acids.
UGCUUCAGUAAGGAGAGGGAGGGGCAGGCGGUGCUCGCGAUAUUUCCCGGAUAUAAAGCCCUUAGAAGGCUGAAGCGUUUCUUCUUCUCCUGCACUGACUGAGCUGCCUGAAGCACCCAAAAACUUUAAACCAUGUCUGCUGGCAAUGCUAAAAUUGGGAAACUUGCACCAGACUUCACUGCGAAAGCUGUGAUGCCCGAUGGACAAUUUAAGGACAUUAAACUCUCGGAUUACAGAGGAAAGUAUGUUGUGUUUUUCUUCUAUCCACUGGAUUUCACAUUCGUGUGUCCUACGGAAAUCAUAGCUUUCAGUGACAGAGCUGAGGAAUUCAAGAAAAUAAACUGCGAAGUUAUUGCUGCAUCAGUGGAUUCACAUUUCUGCCACUUGGCUUGGACUAACACUUCACGUAAGGAUGGUGGUUUGGGACCCAUGAAGAUACCUUUAGUGGCAGACACCCUGCGUACUAUCUCACAAGACUAUGGUGUUCUUAAGGAGGAUGAAGGAAUCUCAUUCAGAGGACUCUUUAUUGUGGAUGACAAGGGAAUUCUGCGCCAAAUAACCAUUAAUGACCUACCUGUUGGACGAUCUGUAGAUGAGACCCUUCGACUUGUACAGGCUUUCCAGCAUACAGACAAAUAUGGAGAGGUGUGCCCUGCAGGAUGGAAGCCAGGAAGUGACACCAUUAAGCCUGAUGUACAGAGAAGUAAAGAGUACUUCUCCAAACAAAAAUAAAAGCUGUGCAUUCCAUCCAUCAUAACAUUUCUCACCCUUGUCUCCUGCAUUUAAGAAAAUGAGAUUCUUCCUUAGUAGGGAGCGUGUGAACAUGCAUUUUGUUUUUUUUUAAUGCCAACUGACAUGGACUAUGUGGUUUUUGGCUACUUACUUUAGUUUACUAGAACCCUGGUAGACCACAAGACAUUUAACAUUCGGCAAGCUGUCCUAUUUUGUGAUAACUAUUAAAACUAUUUGUAAAAGGUAAA